Molecule: messenger RNA, 576 nt
Organism: Necator americanus (New World hookworm)
Lineage: Eukaryota; Metazoa; Nematoda; Chromadorea; Rhabditida; Ancylostomatidae
Exons: 5
Coding region: 1-576 (191 amino acids)
Source: RefSeq, a predicted model, not a curated record
AUGAAUACGCUAAUUACGGUAUGGAUUUUCCUCCCACACGCAUCCUCUUUCUUCUUCCCGACAUCAAGUACUGGAUGCCAUUGUAAUCAGUGCCCUCAAACACCAUCGUGUCCACUCCAGCCUACAUGUCCACCUGUGCAAAGUUGUCCUGAGCCUGUGACAGAAUGCUGCCCGACGUGCACGUGCAAGAACAAGAAACGAACCAAAAGAAGCACCGAAUUGUUGUCUAACGCUAUCUUCAUCGUUGAUUACGAUACAACUCCACAGAAGCACCGAGAAAAGCACAGACAAAAGCGUGACGUCCUGGAUGAUGUAGUAAAGGUGGAUGCCAAGUGCAACAGCGAGGAACUAAGGGCAGUUAUCAUUGAGAAUAUCGAUCGUAUGACGUCGGUUUCAAAACGACGUAUUCAAGCUGAGGCAGAGCGGCAACUUGGAGGAAGGUACAACGUGAUAUGUGCUCGCGGAGACUUUUCAUACAUAACCAACACUGAGAGUUUUUGCCAGCAGACAACUGGAGAUGUUACAUGUUACGUUUUCAAACAGCUGUCAGACAUUAUUCGUGCAAGAUUAUCAUGA